UAAGCUUUUGCCAUUUCAAUUCUCUGUCCCAACAAAUCAGUUUAAACUUCAAAACUUAGUUGCCAUUUCAAUAGUUAGAUAGAGUAAAAUGGAAAGUGAAAAGAGUUGGGAGCAGAAAGCUCUCGUGAGUGAGCUAAUUCAGGGGUUGCAGAUAGCAAUAAAGUUGAAGGAAAACUUCAAUAUACCCUCUUCGAUUCACACUAGGGACUCACUACUGCAGAGUAUAUUGUCUUCUUACGACAAGGCUUUGCUUAUUCUGAAACAAAAUGCACCGUUUUCAAAUUCAGAAACCAUGCAUCAACCAACUCAAACUUCCUCACCACAGUUUCCUCCCAAAGAUCACUACGAAGGUGCCCUCAAGGAUCAUCAAGAACUUAAACAAAAUUCAAAGAAAAGAAAGAAGAUGCCCAAAUGGACGGAACAGGUUAGAGUGAAGAUCCAGAAUGGGGUUGAAGAACCUCUGCAAGAUGAUUACAGCUGGAGAAAAUAUGGACAGAAAAACAUCCUCAAUGCAAAAUAUCCCAGAAGCUACUACAGGUGCACAUUCCAAAAAUCUAAGGGCUGCUUCGCCACCAAGCAAGUGCAGAGAUCGGAAGAAGACACCAAUGUCUUUGACAUAAGUUACCGAGGAAGCCACGUCUGUUCUCAGGGAAACUAUGCCGUUCUGCCAUUAAAAUUAGCAGACACAGAAGAGAAAUCGCAAGGUUGUGACAGUGACGUUCAGUUUCAUCAUGCACAGUCAUCGGGAGAAAGAGUUACAAACGACGCAAACACGUUGACUGUGGAAACGGAUAACAUGACGCCACAUCCAUUCCCUUCGUUUGGAUGCAUGCCACAAGAUAACCACCACACGUUUCUUCCUUCCUUCGUACUGGAGAAUGAUCCCUUCUGCAGCACCAUUUCCCAGACGUCCUUCUUCUCUCCGAACACACUUGAAUCAAAUUAUCUUGUGUCUCCGUCUUUCCAUUUACAUGAUGAAUUCGACAGGGUCUUUGACAAGCCGUGCCCUGAUUCUGAUGCUGCCGGGAUCGUUUUAGCUGAUGCAUCAACCAUCAAUUCUCCAAAUUUUGACUUCAAUUUCUCACUCGAUGCAGUGGGAAUUGGUGCAAAUUGCCCUUCAAUGCCUGGGGGUUCAUCCUAAGUGCACUUGAGAAAAUUAAUUUCAUAGUGUUUGUCGAAAUUAUUGUUACAUUUGAAGAAACGAAAAAACGACAGUACGAUGAUGCAUUAGACUCCAGACAGCACUAAUAAACGCCGGUGUUUUUUUGUUCAUGUUAAUGUUCAAAGAAGCGACCUUCUAGUGUGAAAGGGACUGCCGAAAAUGUUGGGACCAACCUUCUCUAUCAAAAGAUUGUUUUCAAAGUGAAUUGGUGAUUUUCUAUUAAAUUAUUAACGAGUUAGUGAUGACGAAUUUCUUCAAAAAAAACUUUUUCAGGACUCAAAAAUUCAUUUUAAGCUGACUUCAGCUAACAUCGUCUGAAUUCGCUAUAAUGCAUGUUACAGAAUCGGGGAUGACCCAGACAAAUCCAAGGCUUACCGUUGAGGGUUAAGAAGGUUCACAGAGGAAGCAGCCAAGUAAUAAUUGACAUUUCAGAUAUUCUUCCACACAUGUUUCUGUAGUCAAGCUUUCCCAUGAUUGAGUCGCAGGAACUUUGUGUUUAUGGGCCCAAAAAAACGAUGGGUGUAGGCCUGGGUAAUGCGAGGCCCAAAUGACUGCAAUUGGAGUAACAUCUCUCUUGGGUUGAGCUUUCUGAACAUCCGGUGACCAAAGACGGAGCUUAAAUUCCACAGCCCUUAACUUUGUCUAAAUUUUAUAAAGAAUAUUUUUACAUUCUGUUGCAUUCGAUCUAAAGGGACGAUAAAAAGAAAUCGAUUGAUCCUUUUGAUCAACAAUUAACAAGUGUUUUUACACUACUGCAUUAAGGAAAAUUUUAUCUGUAGCUACUAGAAAGCAAUAAUGUGAUUUGUACAAAAAGCAUGAUAAUUAGUUGAAAGAUCUUUCAUCUAACAGGAUAAAUGUCGUCCACCUAAAUUACAACAGAAAUAUUUAAUAGUUACUUCUGGGUGUGCCAAAAACAAAAACAAAAAAUGGGAACCCAUGUCACCUGCUACUUCACAAACUGAAUGCGGUUUAAAUUAUCGAUCGCCGUUCAAAAGUAGACUGGGCAUUUUAAUCUUCUCUACAGAACAAAAAUUUGAGAUUCAUUUUCACGUAAAACGGAUGCGUUUAACUGCUCUAGUGGCUACGAAGUGGGUUCAAAUGCAGCUUGCUGAUGCCAAACGCCAUUGAGAUUAGACUGCCA
Messenger RNA from Vigna angularis (adzuki bean), 2303 nucleotides. Its product is annotated as probable WRKY transcription factor 41. Bases 89 to 1141 code for a protein of 350 amino acids. Gene Ontology annotation, biological process: regulation of DNA-templated transcription. Lineage: Eukaryota; Viridiplantae; Streptophyta; Magnoliopsida; Fabales; Fabaceae. The record is from RefSeq and is a predicted model, not a curated record. The transcript is spliced from 4 exons. Gene Ontology annotation, molecular function: DNA-binding transcription factor activity; transcription cis-regulatory region binding. Gene Ontology annotation, cellular component: nucleus.